Branchiostoma floridae (Florida lancelet) is the source of this 3455-nucleotide messenger RNA. Its product is annotated as acetyl-CoA carboxylase-like. NCBI's taxonomy places the organism in Eukaryota, Metazoa, Chordata, Leptocardii, Amphioxiformes, Branchiostomatidae. The transcript is spliced from 29 exons. The record is from RefSeq and is a predicted model, not a curated record. Gene Ontology annotation, molecular function: acetyl-CoA carboxylase activity; metal ion binding; ATP binding. Bases 36 to 3455 code for a protein of 1139 amino acids. Gene Ontology annotation, biological process: fatty acid biosynthetic process.
UUUAACUAACACUUUACCAUUGUUCUGACAACAGCAUGAUGAAGUUGCAUGUUUUUAUGGCUUGUAGACAGAUGAGUCUCCCGGCAGCUAUCUCCUUCCGACGUGUCCUGGACUGUACCGAAUUUCCCGACAUCACCAUAUUUAGAAACUGGCCUGUUACUAAACGAAGGUCAGGUCAGGGGUCGGGAGGUCGGAGGUCGUCGCGGAAGGACCACCACCACAAGGACUUCAUGGUGGCCACGCCCGACGAGUUCGUGUCUCGCUUUGGGGGCAACAAGGUCAUCAGCGAGGUGUUGAUAGCGAACAACGGCAUCGCUGCAGUGAAGUGCAUGCGGUCCAUCCGCCGCUGGGCCUACGAGAUGUUCCGCAACGAACGCGCCAUCCGGUUUGUUGCCAUGGUGACGCCAGAAGAUCUGAAGGCCAACGCAGAGUACAUCAAGAUGGCGGACCAGUACGUGCCAGUUCCGGGCGGCGCCAACAACAACAACUACGCCAACGUGGACCUCAUCCUGGACAUCGCCAAGCGGAUUCCUGUGCAGGCGGUGUGGGCUGGCUGGGGCCAUGCCUCGGAGAACCCGAAGCUGCCAGAACUCCUGCACAACAACAACAUCUCGUUCAUCGGGCCGGGCGAGUCCGCCAUGUGGGCGCUGGGAGACAAGAUCGCUUCCACCAUCAUCGCACAGAGCGCCAACGUGCCCACCAUGGCCUGGAGCGGCAGUGGGUUGAAGAUUGAGUGGAGCGAGGAGGCCAUGAAGGCCGGCAAGUCCAUCGAGGUUCCGCAGCAGCUCUUCAAACAGGCAUGUGUCGAAACUGCAGAGGACGGCAUCAAGAGUGCCGCAGCCAUCGGGUACCCUGUGAUGAUCAAGGCGUCGGAGGGGGGCGGUGGGAAGGGCAUCCGGAAGGUCGAGACGGAGGAGGAUUUCCCCGCGGCGUUCCGACAGGUUCAGAACGAGGUGCCCGGCUCGCCCAUCUUCAUCAUGAAACUUGCUAAAAGUGCCCGUCACCUGGAAGUGCAGCUAUUGGCUGACCAGUACGGGAACGCCAUCUCCAUAUUUGGGCGUGACUGUUCUAUCCAGCGCCGACACCAGAAAAUUAUCGAGGAGGCACCGACUACUGUGGCCCCUCCUGACAUCUGGGACAGGAUGGAGAAGGCUGCAGUAGUCCUUGCUAAGAUGGUGGGCUAUUUUAGCACAGGUACAGUGGAGUACCUCUACAGCGAUGACGGAUCCUUCUACUUUCUCGAGCUCAACCCAAGACUACAGGUUGAGCACCCCUGCACAGAGAUGGUGGCCGAUGUCAACCUUCCCGCUGCUCAACUACAGGUAGCCAUGGGCGUUCCCCUGUACCGGAUUAAGGACAUCCGGCUGCUCUAUGGGGAGGACCCUUGGGGGGACACACCCAUAGACUUUGACAGCCCAGUACACAGGCCGGUACCGAGAGGUCAUGUCAUCGCCGCCAGGGUCACCAGCGAAAACCCAGAUGAGGGAUUUAAGCCCAGCUCCGGGACCGUACAGGAGCUGAAUUUCCGCAGCAGUAAGAACGUGUGGGGGUACUUCAGCGUGUCGGCCAGCGGAGGUCUGCACGAGUUCGCUGACUCGCAGUUCGGACACUUGUCCUUCUGGGGAGAGUUCCACACGACUGAAGAGAACAUGGUGAUAGCACUAAAGGAGUUGUCCAUCCGAGGAGAUUUCCGCACGACUGUCGAGUACCUCAUCAAGCUGCUGGAGACCGACACCUUCCAGAAUAACGCCAUCAGCACCGGCUGGCUGGACAGGCUCAUCGCCGAGAAAGUACAGAACAACGCCAUCAGCACCGGCUGGCUGGACAGACUCAUCGCCGAGAAAGUACAGGUGACCCGCCAGUCCCCCAGCUCCUACUUCCUUAUGAUGAACGACUCCACCAUCGAAGUCGACGUGCACAGGUUGAGUGAUGGUGGUCUCCUCCUGUCAUUCGACGGCAACAGCUACACGACCUACAUGAAGGAGGAGGUGGAUCGCUACCGCGUCGUCAUCGGCAACAAGACCAUCGUGUUUGAGAAGGAAAACGACCCGUCCGUGCUGAGGUCUCCUUCAGCGGGGAAGCUGAUCCACUACCUGGUGGAGGACGGAGGUCACGUGUUCAGCGGGCAGGCUUAUGCCGAGAUCGAGGUCAUGAAGAUGGUCAUGGCGCUCACCGUCACCGAGAGUGGAUGCGUCCAUUUUGUGAAGCGAGCUGGAGCCAUCCUGAGCCCAGGCAGCGUGGUAGCCAACCUGGCCUUAGAUGACCCCAGUAGAGUUCAGCAGGCACAGGUCUUCACUACAGGCUUCCCCACACAUCACAACGUGGAUCUCAAAGGGGAGAAAAUCAACCUGAUUUUCCAGGAUGCGAGACAGAAGCUGGAGAAUGUGAUGAGAGGGUACUGCCUGCCUAACCCAUACUUCAAACAGAAGGCCAAGGAGUCAGUGGAGACCCUGAUGCGUUGCCUGAGAGACCCCACGCUGCCGCUGUUGGAACUGCAGGAGGUGAUCUCCACCACCUCCGGCCGCAUCCCCGUACAGGUGGAGAGGGCAAUACGGAAACACCUGUCCACCUACGCCUCCAACAUCACCUCAGUACUCUGCCAGUUCCCCAGUCAGCAGAUUGCGACAGUGAUUGACAGCCACGCAGCCACCCUGCAGAAGCGCGCGGAGAGAGACAACUUCUUCCUGAACACGCAGACGAUCGUGCAGCUGGUGCAGAGGUACCGCAGCGGGAUCCGGGGACACACCAAGACUGUCGUACAGGAUCUCCUUAAGAUGUACCUCAAGACGGAGUCUCAGUUCCAACAUGGUUCGUAUGACAAGUGCGUGGCUCUACUGAGGGAGAAGAACAAAGACAACAUGGAGGAAGUUCUGGCCAACAUCUUCACCCACUCACAGGUGGCUAAGAUGAACCAGCUGGUGAUCAUGCUGAUUGACCACCUGUGCGAGCGAGAGCCGGGCCUGACCGACGACCUGACCAGCAUCCUCAGCGAGCUCACGACCUUGAACAAGACGGAAAACUCCAAGGUCGCUCUCCGAGCCAGACAGGUGCUGAUUGCCGCCCACCAGCCGUCGUACGAGCUUCGCCACAACCAGGUGGAGUCCAUUUUCCUGUCAGCCAUCGACAUGUACGGCCACCAGUUCUGCCCCGAGAACUUACAGACCUCUCCCAGCGGCCGCGUUAACGUUCCCGCCGGACUCUGUAGCGAAAACCUCGUUGAAGAGAAACUGAUCAUGUCUGAGACGUCUAUCUUCGACGUGCUGCCGAGUUUUUUCUACCACACGAACCGCGUGGUGCGCAUGGCGGCGCUGGAGGUGUAUGUGCGGAGAGCGUACAUCGCGUAUGAGGUCAUGAGUCUACAACACCACCAGCUGUCUGACGAGACAUGCGCUGUCGAGUUUCAGUUCAUGCUGCCCGCCUCGCACCCCAACAGAUAUGGGCUCUCCCACAGGUAG